CAAAACGCUCGAGAAAAUGAUAUAUUGCAUGGGAGAAUAAGUGCACUAGAGGUGACAGUUGGGGAAAUGCGCACAUGGAUCCAGUCGCUAAUCCACAUGAACCAAUCAUCGAUCAGUUGGCAAUAUAGACAGAUUGAGGAAUUGGAAGCUCUUGCACGUACCACACUUGAGCAAGAGUGGCAAAAUUGGUUGGAAAAGAUGACGUCAUUAUAUGCAAACUUGGUAAAUUGGAUCCAGGAAAGAAUUGCUGAGAUGACCGCAUUGGAAAAAGAGGAAGCUGCCACUCGUAAUAAGUAUGAGCAUGAAUUUAAUGAUUCGAUCAAAGAAAUUGAGAGUGUUCGCUUUGCGCUUAAAGUGGUGUUGAGUGGGUGGAUACUUGAAUAG
Messenger RNA from Trypanosoma theileri, 384 nucleotides. RefSeq lists its product as uncharacterized. The annotation marks the transcript as partial. The record is from RefSeq and is a predicted model, not a curated record. The transcript has a single exon. Lineage: Eukaryota; Euglenozoa; Kinetoplastea; Trypanosomatida; Trypanosomatidae.